CGAAAAGCGCGCGAUUGCAUUUAAUUGCAGCUGCAGGCCGGGCGCCAGACGUGGGCAGUACACGGGUUCCGACGCUCCAUCUCGGCGCCAGAAUGGACUUUGAGGAUUUGUCGUCGAUGCAGAUCGAGGACCUCGGCAACUUCCUCAACGAACAGAUGACCGACGGCGACGGCGACUCGUGGAAAGGCUUCUCGCUCGGCUACUCGGACGAAGACGGUUCGCCAUCGCGGCCACAGGCGCCACCGACGACGACGACGAUGGCCCAGGACUUUCACCAGGCGACGGCGUCACUCUUGAGCCUCCCGAAUUCGCCGUACCCGACGAGCUUCCAGUCGCGCCAGGUUAUCGAGUCGGCGAUGCUCGAGUUCAACGAGUUCUCGCUCGAAGACAAGAUUGCACAGCACACCAAAUCCAAGAUCCAUUCGAUGACCAACUUUGAGCCCUUCCCGAUGCAUGGCAUGCCGCCGCUGGCUUCAAUGCCCCACAAGCCACAGUCUCAUCCGCAGCCGACAAUGCAGUCCGCCGCUGAGCCGCGCGAGCAAGUGCCGGCCCACGCACCGCAAUGGUUCAAAGCGGCGAGCCCAGUGGUGUCGUCGCAUGCGUCGACACCAACGCACUCGUCGCACCCGUCGCCGACGACAUCGACGACCAACACAAUGAAGCGACCGUUCGCGACCAUGGAGGCCUGCAGCAGCGACAGCUGCAGCACGAUUGCUAACAACGACGACGACGACCGCGGGUACCGGAAAAAGUCGCGUGAAAAGAUGCGUCGACAAGAAGUCAACGUCAAGUUUGACGAGCUCACAAGCCUCUUGGGCAUGAACGACAAGGUCCGGAAGAGCGCCGUGCUCCAAGAAGCCGUUAGCUGCAUCAAGAGUCUGCGCCGCGAGCGCGACGAGCUCCGCAACGACCGCGACCGGCUCAAGCAAGAGCUGAGCAAGCUCGCGUCCUGCUUGCAGUACUCGCACAUGGGCUCGAUGGCCGCCGCAAACGCGAUGGUCAUGUCGCAGCAACUGCCGCCGCAGCACACCGCACCCAUGCCGCCUCCGGGCGUCUGCUUUCCGAUUGGCGCUAACUUUGGUUUCAACUUUGGCUCGUACAUGAACCCGGCGCCGUCGGGGGCAUCGACGCCACUGGCCAUGUGCCCGCCGAUCGCGCCCAAGCUCGAAGCGUCGCCGGGUGUCGGCAAGCCGCCGUCGUCGGCCACCAAUGCGGGUGGCAGCACGCAACUUUGAAUGGCGCAUCGUAGACCCAUAGAUAUUGUACUUGGACGAGCUUCGUACGCGCUCGUAGUGGAAGGAGCCUGGCGAGCAACCACGCCGUAUUUUGUAUGUACAUUGCUUUGCAUGAUCGCA
Molecule: messenger RNA, 1355 nt
Organism: Saprolegnia diclina VS20
Lineage: Eukaryota; Oomycota; Saprolegniomycetes; Saprolegniales; Saprolegniaceae
Exons: 4
Coding region: 93-1235 (380 amino acids)
Molecular function (GO): protein dimerization activity
Source: RefSeq, a predicted model, not a curated record